Odobenus rosmarus divergens (Pacific walrus) is the source of this 1235-nucleotide messenger RNA. It is a transcript of the gene CCDC122, whose product is annotated as coiled-coil domain containing 122. Lineage: Eukaryota; Metazoa; Chordata; Mammalia; Carnivora; Odobenidae. The transcript has 5 exons. The record is from RefSeq and is a predicted model, not a curated record. The coding region runs from base 1 to 828 and encodes 275 amino acids.
AUGUCAGGCAACAAAGAAAGGAAGAGUCAAGGAAUUCCUGAAGAAGCUCUGGCUAACCAAGGCACAUCUUCAUUAACUGAUGCUGUAGAACAAGUUGCAAAGCAACAACAAUCACAAACAUCAGAAAUAGAAAAAAACAAAAAAGUUCUAUUCCAUUUGCAGAAUGAACUCCAUAAGCUUGAAAAACAAAUAGCAUCUGUCUCUGCAGAAACUAAAGAAACAGAAAGGCAGAUUUAUCAGCAAGAUGCUGCCAUAGAGCAUGCCAAACUUCAGUGUGGGAACCUGGAAACUCAAAUCAAAUCCUUACAUACAGAAAAUGUCAAGCUUAAAUUUGACAUAGAAGCAGCCCAAGAAGACUUUGAGGAACACAUGAUAAGAUAUAAUGAAUAUUAUGCAAAAAUAAAAGAGCAUAAAGACAGUUUGGGGGAGGUAGAAAGCAAAUGGUCAUUCAUGACUGCACUACGUGAAAAACGAGAUCUUGUUAAAAAACUAAAAACAACAAAAGAGGAACUUAUGCAAAAUCUCCAAAAUCCAGAAGGAAAUCGCAUAAAACAAGUACAGGAAGACAUUACAAAGUUAAAGGAUAAAAUUAUAACUAUAAAAGAAUCUAUCACUGAAAAAACUUGUUUUCUUGAAGAAGAAAAAAAGACACAUGAAAAAUUAAGAAAAGAAAUAGAGGUGCAACAUAAGAGAUAUGGUGCAAUUCUUAAGCGUUUGCAUUGUCAGGUGAACAAGCUUCAGUCAAAUAAAAGACAAUGGCAAUGGAACAUUCACCAACUGGAAAAAACUGCAGCUGAACUAAGAAAACGCAUUGGAAUGAAAGAUUAACAUGGCCAAAGGGCAAUGUAGAACACAGACUAUGCCAACAAAAAUGAUAGGACAAAAGGUUCAGAAAAUUCUUUGGGUUCUUAACCGGCAUCCACUAACAGAGGUCUGUUUUAAUAACAGAUACAUUUUCUCUUUUUUUUUUUUAAUCGGUUAAUCUGUCUGCUAAUGUGCCUUCCAGGCCUGCAAUUGAUAGCAGUAGAUAGACAAUAGGAAUGCUUACAGAAGACUAGUGGAAGAUUCUGUAUAAAUAUUUCGAGUAUGUAAGAUAUAAUUCUAUUUAUGAAUGCCUAUUUAUAAACAUGUUGCCUUCACUAUCAUAUGAAGUAAAAAUGUAGAAGAAAAGAAACACAAAGUUACAAUGAUUUAAAUUGUUAAGAUAUUUUAAAUGAUUCUGUUUCAAACUUUUU